This is a messenger RNA of Ctenopharyngodon idella (grass carp), 5308 nucleotides long. Its product is annotated as cytospin-A-like. Gene Ontology annotation, molecular function: protein binding. Bases 136 to 3603 code for a protein of 1155 amino acids. Gene Ontology annotation, biological process: actin cytoskeleton organization. The record is from RefSeq and is a predicted model, not a curated record. Gene Ontology annotation, cellular component: filamentous actin; microtubule organizing center. The transcript has 16 exons. Lineage: Eukaryota; Metazoa; Chordata; Actinopteri; Cypriniformes; Xenocyprididae.
CAAACACUGGCCAAUGACUGUUUUCCCCUAAAGUGUCUGAGUUUACAGUGUGUGUGAAGCUGCAUAAAUAGAGUCCUCUGGGACCGUAAUGUUACAUUCCAGCUGUCUCCAAGCAAAAACAUAGACUUGUACACAAUGUGUUCCCCGAGGAAAAUAACCAGUGCUGGAGUAAGAUUACGCUGUAAAUGUAUCAAAAACUUGGAGCCAAGCAUGAAAAAGGCGACCAAGCCCACGGCCGCCACCUCCAGAACCUCAGCGGGCACUAAGGCCCCAGGCAGACCUGAGGGAAGCAGCAUUAUGGGCACAGGUGGCAAGAUGACAAACAAAAGCCAUAGUUCAGCUCCACUGUCUAAGGCAAAGAGCAAUGAUGAUCUCCCAGCAGUCAGUGCAGGAAGUGGAGCAGUAUCCAUAAGCAACAGUAACACUACUGCAAGAAACAAGAGAGGAACCUUCUCUCAGAACACCAGCAGCACUGAGACCAGGUCCAAGACCAGUUCAGGUCUUUCAGGAAGGCGUGCCAUGACAUCCACAGCCAAGGAUCCAGGCACGACCCGAGAGAACUUGCGAGAACGAACCAGAGCCAGUGCUGCCAAAAAGCUCGCCGUACCCAAUGAUGCCUUGCCUCAGAAGCGGUCACGAUGCCAUACUGUAGCCGAGACUGAUUCUCGGAUGAGCAAAUCUCGCUCAGACAGCCAGAUAAGCCAUAAAGCAGUGCUGGAAUGUCAAGUGAAGGACUUGCUGGGCUUAGCCAAGAGCAAAGACCUGGAGAUCCUCCAUCUCCGCUCUGAACUUAGAGGUAUGAAGGCCAAGCUUGGUCUGGAAGAACUUGAAGCCCCUGAUCCAGAACAAGGUUCUCAAGAAAACAAGCAGCCUCAGGAGAAAGAGGUUUCUCCUGUGAUCAGUGCCACUGAUGUAGAGUCCACUCUCCUCCUCCUUCAAGACCAGAACCAGGGUAUCCUUGAUGAGCUAAAUAUGCUCAAAAGUGAAAACCGGAUGCUGAAGGAUCGCCUCAAUGCUCUUGGCUUCUCUCUGGAGCACCGUCUGGACAGCCCUGACAAAGGUCUGCGUUGCCCGUCCCUUAGUCCUGAGCCUGUAGCUUCCGGCAGCAGUGGAGGUCAUCGUGAAAGCAGAGGGGGUGGCAUGCGCACGUCUUCCGCAGAAGGCUCCACCCAAGGCUCUACUGAGGACCUGCUGUCAGAGCCGAGACGUGUAGGCUCUCCUGAUGCAGUGGACAGUGAGUGCAGUGAGGCCUACCAGCCAAUCACCUCCAGUGAUGAUGCUUUGGACGCGCCCUCAGGUUGUGGAUCAUCUUCUGAAUCAGAAGGAGGGCCACCAAGCCGGGAACAUUCCCGCAGGGGCAGCAGCGGGAACACCAGCGAGGUUUCCGUGGCCUGCCUGACUGAGCGAAUCCAUCAAAUGGAGGAGAACCAGCACAGCACAUCAGAAGAACUCCAAGCCACCCUGCAGGAGCUUGCUGAUCUCCAGCAGAUCACACAAGAGCUGACCACGGAGAACGAACGCCUGGGUGAGGAGCGUGCCAUUCUUGUCGACUCCCUCUGUCAACAAGGGGAGCGUCUAGAACUGUACGGAAGACAGCUGGACUACUUCCGUGGCCUUCUUGACGAGCACCGGGUGGCGUAUGCCAAGGAUGACGAAGAUGCCAAAAGUGGGCGCUAUGUGGAGCUGGAGAGGCGCUACGCCGAGCUGAACGAGGGCUCGCGUUUUGAGCGGGAGCAGCUGCUUGGUGUGCAGCAACAGCUAAGCAGUGCGCUCAAGAUGGCGGAACAGGAGAACGCAGAAGCCCAAGGCCUGAUGGCAGCAUUAAAAGAGCGUGUCCACAUGGCAGAGAGAGCUGUGGAAAUGGAGCGGAGGGAGCGAGCCGUCGCCAAAGCGGAGUUGGAAGCGCUGAUGGUGGUGUCCGAAGGGGAGCAGGUGGAGCUGAACCGCUGCAGAAUCCAACUUGAGCAAGAGAGACAGAGAGUGGCCCAGCUGCUCUCCAUCCACAAUGCAGGGGAUAAGACCGACAUACGCCACCUGCUGGACAGCGAGAGAUUAGACAAGGAGCAAGCCGAGGCCAAGGCAGCUCAGUUACAAGAGGAACUGGGGCACACGCGCAGUGAAGCUGCCCAGCUCCAGGAGGCAAUUAGCAAGCUUGAGGGUGAGUUCCGAGCAUUUCGUGACGAUAUCCAGGCACAGUUAGCGGAGCAGAAGCGGCUCCUGGAGCAGCAGUGCUCUGAGCUAGAGGAGAAGGAUACAGAGAUCGCUGACAUGAAGGAGACCAUCUUUGAGCUGGAGGAUGAAGUUGAGCAGCAUCGUGCUGUCAAGCUCCAUGACAACCUCAUCAUUUCCGACCUGGAGAAUUCCAUCAAAAAGCUUCAUGAUCAGAAAUAUGAUAUGGAGAAGGAGAUUAAGGUUCUUCACCGUAAAUUGCGGGAGGAAUCAGCUGAGUGGCGUCAGUUCCAAGCUGAUCUGCAAACGGCUGUUGUCAUCGCCAAUGACAUCAAGACGGAAGCUCAGGAGGAGAUCGGAGACCUACGGCGUCGCCUUCAGGAAGCUCAGGAGAAAAAUGAGAAGAUGAACAAAGAACUGGAUGAACUAAAGAGCAGAAAGCAGGAAGAGGAGCGUGGCCGUGUGUAUAAUUAUAUGAAUGCCGUGGAGAGAGAUCUGGCUGCGCUGAGGCAGGGGAUGGGACUGAGUCGACGUUCCUCCACUUCCUCUGAACCAUCGCCCACCGUCAAAACACUCAUCAAGAGCUUUGACAGCGCCUCGCAAGGUCCUCUUCCAGCCAGUCCGGCUGCUGCUGCUGUUGCUGUUGCUGCUGCUACCGCCAUUUCCAGAACCCCCCUCAGUCCCAGUCCGAUCAAAACUCCUCCAGCCGCUGCUGUCUCUCCUAUACAGCGACACACCAUCAGCUCUGCCAAACCUCUGUCAUCAAUGCUGGACAAGAGGCCGAGCUACACGGACCUGAGCAUACCAGCAGACCACCUCCUCCGGACCUCACCUGUAACGCGCCCCGGCUGCGGCCUCCAGAGGGUGACAAACAUGGACUCGAAUAAAUCCAUAUCGGUUUCUGGCAGAAGCAGCGAUGAGUUAAAGAGAGAUUUGUCGGUGACGGACACAUCAAUGUCAUCGUCAGUCAUUGCGUUGGGCUCAUCUUCUCCCCAGCUUUCUAUGUCUUCAAACUCGUCCUCCCCGACCGCCUCCGUCACGCCCACCACACGAGGCCGUUUACGAGAGGAAAGGAAGGACCCUUUGUCUGCCUUAGCCAGGGAAUAUGGAGGAUCCAAGAGGAACGCUCUGCUCAGGUGGUGCCAGAAGAAGACUGAGGGUUAUCAGAACAUUGACAUCACCAACUUCAGCAGCAGCUGGAAUGAUGGGCUCGCUUUCUGUGCCAUUCUUCACACCUAUCUACCGGCACAUAUCCCUUACCACGAGCUCAGCAGCCAGGACAAGAGGCGAAAUUUCACUUUAGCCUUCCAGGCAGCAGAAAGCGUGGGAAUUAAAUCAACACUGGACAUUGGUGAAAUGGUGCACACAGAAAGACCCGACUGGCAGAGUGUCAUGACCUACGUGACGGCCAUCUAUAAGUAUUUUGAGACCUGAGAAUCUUCUUGAACAGGGCUGUAUUGGCAGCUUACCUCAGUUCGCCUUGCUGCAAAAUGCUACUUCCAAGAUGCUACAAAUUUCCCAGAUGCCUUAGCUGCGCAUGGGGGAAGCUUGUUCGACCCACACAACUUACAGUUCUCUCCUAAUGUGUUUUCCCAGAGUCCUCUAUGGCUACAGAAGCAGGCCAGAUCCUACUAAGCUUCUCUGAGUGGCAAUGCUUUGGAAGAGGAGUGGGACGUUUGCGAGAUCAUGAGCCAGUGACUUCCUUUAAUAACAAUGCAACACGAUUUAAAGUGUAUUAUGCCGAUGAAUCAACAAAAAUAUGUAUCUUGGAAAACAGUUGCCUUUGAAAAUUGUUGUUUUGUCAUAAGGAUGCCCUCUUUAUGCCAGUAUUGGUCUUAGAUUGUCAGUAUUUAUUCCAAAGAGUGAUGCCACAACAGGCUUCGCCCACAAAAAAAAAUGUUUUUUUGUGUUUCCCUUAGCCUGAAUAAGCUCAAACCUGAUUUAUUUAGCCUUUUUUUUCUAAUAAGUAAAACAGGGCUCCUUAACAUCCAACCUUGUUUUGUUGCUAUUAUAAUAUUGUACUGUUUUCAUACACUAAAAGAAAACUAAUAUGUAAUUUAAAAUGAAGCUGUUUGGCCAGAAAGUGUUUUUUCCUCCUCAAUACUCAUUCCAGCUGAUCACUGAAAAUGCUGCAAGAAGUUUUUUGUUUGAAAUAUCAGCACAAAUGAAAUGCAUGGCUGCUUGUUUUCUAUUUUAUUGAAUAUUUUUCAGCAUUUCAGUCCUUUUUGUCUACGCACUACUAAUCCUUAUUUGACACAUAAAGCCAGCUGGGUUCUGGAAGCUUGCUGAUUCAGAUUGAGUUUGUCUUAUGGGUGUAAAAGCACAAAUAAAAAUGGCUGAAUGUGUAUUUACUUAAAUGAAAUGUGAAAUAAGACGACUGCAAUCCAUCCACACUGACAGCUCAUGGUUUACUCAUGCUUUAUAUACUGUACGUCUGUCAAAGAUAAGCCUCCGCACACAAAACCGAAGCCUUACAUGGAAAAAAAAUUGCCAAGAGCACAAUUUUUGUUUUAGGUAAACUUGCUCUGCUGUCUUCAAUGCACUGCUGUUUUAAUAUGUUUGUUUCAUGGAUAAUUUGUCAAUUCGAGACCUCUUUGAAGGGAUCAAGUGUGUUGCAGCAAGCUUUAUGCUGCUAAUGACAGCAGUUCAAAAUGAAUUUUAUGUCAAGGGCAAGUCAUGUUUGUUGCAAAACUAACUUAUUCUAUUUACGCUACAGAGAGCUCUGUCGUGUUUUAAAUGAUAUAUUCUGUUUAUAUGUGGAAAUGCCAUUGACGCUGACAUUGAAUUUCCUAGAAAAGGUCAGUAGUGACAAGGAGUAUUUUUGUUUGGAUCUUCUUGUGAGAUGUAACCUCUGUUUUGCUACCUAGUCACAUGGAGUUUGAUAUGAACACUUUGAUUUGAACAACAUCACAUCAUAUCUUGCUGUGCUGUUCUUUAAAACUUGCCAUAAUUCAUAUUUGUAUAAAUCCUGGAUCGUAUGCCUUGUUGACACUACAAAUACCUUAUUGUUUCAUUAUCAAGAUUCUUAGAGCACUGUACAAUAAGGGGAGGAUUUUGAAAAAAAUAAGGUUUCCUGUAAGCAAGGUUUUGUGAGAACAAUAUUUGUGUGCACAAAUACAGUUUGAUAUUUUCAAAUGUG